This is a messenger RNA of Acanthosepion pharaonis, 465 nucleotides long. The record is from the annotation of a GenBank genome assembly. NCBI's taxonomy places the organism in Eukaryota, Metazoa, Mollusca, Cephalopoda, Sepiida, Sepiidae.
AUGCAAUUGUUACCUUUUAAAGUAACAAGCGCCAUCUAUUUUGCAAACGUUGUCUAUUUUACAAGCUCCAUCUAUCUUACAAACAAUAUUUUACAAGCGCUAUUUGACAAGUGCUAUCUAUUUUACAAGCGCCAUCUAUCUUACAAGCAAUAUUUUACAAGCGCUAUUUUACAAGUGCUAUCUAUUUUACAAGCGCCAUCUAUCUUACAAACAAUAUUUUACAAGCGCUAUUUGACAAGUGCUAUCUAUUUUACAAGCGCCAUCUAUCUUACAAGCAAUAUUUUACAAGCGCUAUUUUACAAGUGCUAUCUAUUUUACAAGCGCCAUCUAUCUUACAAGCAAUAUUUUACAAGCACUAUUUUACAGCUCUAUCUACUUUACAAACGCUAUUUAUUUUACAAGCGCUAUCUACUAUACAAGGCCAUUUACUUUACAAGCGCUAUCUAUUUUACAAGCGCUGUUUAA